AUGAAAACAUUUACUCUUCUUUUUCUCUUAAUCACAAUAAUCUCAGUUUGUCUCUCAAGGCCUCACCAUGACGUUGGUGGUGGUGGUUUUACGCUUGAUCUUAUUCAUAGAGACUCUCAACUAUCCCCUCUUUACAACCCAGCCAAUGCACCGUUAGACCGUCUUCAAAAUGCUUUUCUUCGUUCUAUAUCUCGUGCUUCUCGUCUCUUGAGAAGGGCUGGUUUUGCCUCUAAGAUUGAGGCAGAUAUUUCCGGGGUUAUGGGAGAAUAUUUAAUGGAAAUCCAGAUUGGAACCCCACCAGUACAAGUUGUUGGCGUGGCUGACACUGGUUCAGACCUUACAUGGGCCCAAUGUCAGCCAUGUAAAUACUGUUACAAGCAAACGGGCCCACCCUUUCUUGUACCCUCCUCUUCAUCCACUUACGAAUCUCUUUCUUGUGAGUCGAAACCUUGUUUAUCCCUAUCCGAUAACCAAUUGUUUUGUGACGCGAACAAUCUUUGCCAUUACAAAAUGGGCUAUGGUGAUCGGUCGUACUCGUUAGGCGACCUCGCGACCGACACAUUUUGGUUCGGGCCAACACCUUUAAAAAACGUUGUCUUUGGUUGUGGUCAUGAGAAUAAUGGCACUUUUAGUGAGGGUGCUAGUGGUAUUGUUGGUCUUGGGGGUGGCUCACUUUCUAUUGUGAACCAAUUAUCAUCAAUUAUUCAAGGAAAAUUUUCUUAUUGUCUCAUUCCAUAUUUUAGUGAAACAACAAAUCAAACUAGCAAGAUUCAUUUUGGUAGUGAAGCCAAUAUUUCCAACCCAAAUGUCGUUUCUACUCCCCUAAUAAAAAAAGACCCCCCAACUUACUAUUAUGUCACGUUAGAAAGUAUCUUGGUUGGAAACAAUAAUGUGUCAAAAAAACAAAGUUCGUCGAAAAAUGAAGUGCACGAAGGUAACAUUAUCAUAGACUCGGGGACAACGUUAACGUUUGUCCCCCGUGAGUUCUAUAGUGACCUAUCCUCAAGACUAAUCGAAGCCAUUGAGGGAGAAAGCGUGCCAGACCCGCAAGGGAUGUUUGAGAUUUGCUACAAGGAUUUGAAUAUUGAAAAAGUCCCUAAUGUUACGUUUCGUUUCACUGGAGCUGAGGUUGUGGUACCGCCGGUUUACACGUUUUUGGCGGUCCAAAAGGGGAUCAGUUGUUUUACGGUUGUUCCAUCGGAUGAUAUGGCGAUAUUUGGGAACUUGUUGCAACGUAAUCUGUUGGUUGGAUUUGAUUUGGUAAAUCAAAAGGUUUCAUUUUCGCCUACUGAUUGUACUACAAAUAUGCAGUAG
This is a messenger RNA of Erigeron canadensis, 1314 nucleotides long. Its product is annotated as aspartic proteinase CDR1-like. The coding region runs from base 1 to 1314 and encodes 437 amino acids. Lineage: Eukaryota; Viridiplantae; Streptophyta; Magnoliopsida; Asterales; Asteraceae. The record is from RefSeq and is a predicted model, not a curated record. The transcript has a single exon. Gene Ontology annotation, cellular component: extracellular region. Gene Ontology annotation, molecular function: aspartic-type endopeptidase activity. Gene Ontology annotation, biological process: proteolysis.